CAUCUGGCGGCGGCGUUCUAUAGAAUCAGGCAGCCGCCCUUUUUAUAUUUUCUCUCUUCCCAAAAUUACAAUGACCUCUACUUCUCUCUUCCAUCCUUCAUCCCCCAUGCGAUCUUCAAAUCCGUUCCCAUGGCCAUUCUUCGCCACCUAAAUCCUAAUCGCCGCCGCUUCUUUUCCAUCGCCGCCGCCGCCGCCGCCGUCCGCGAAGACAUCACCUACUGGACAUCCGCGCCCCUCAUCGGCGUUUACCCCGCCGCCGAAUCUCUCUUCCACAUCACAAUCGACGUGUCCGAUUCGUUUGACAUAAUCUCAUCCCACACACGACCCGGUCAAUAUCUCCAGGUUAGGCUCCCUGACAUCGCUAAACCAUCAUUUCUCGCCAUCGCUUCUCCACCGAAGCUGGCGGAGGCGAGAGGAGAAUUUGAAUUUCUUGUCAAGUCUAUACCUGGAUCAACGGCGGAGCUUCUUUGUAGGCUUAGGAAAGGGGAUGUUGUUGAAUUAACUCAAGCUAUGGGUAGAGGAUUUGAUAUUGAUCAGAUAAUGCCAUCUGAUGAAUACCCAUCUGUUUUAAUAUUUGCUACCGGUUCUGGAAUCAGUCCAAUUCGGUCAUUGAUUGAGUCAGGAUUCGACGCAAUUAGAAGACCCGAUGUGAGGCUCUACUAUGGUGCUAGAAACUUGCAGAGGAUGGCUUAUCAGGAUAGAUUCAAAGAUUGGGAAUCCUCAGGUGUAAAGAUAGUGCCAGUUUUGUCACAACCGGAUGAUGAUAAUUGGUCAGGUGAACGCGGCUAUGUACAAGCUGCUUUUGCUCGAGCCAAAAGGAUCUAUAACCCUCAAGGGACCGGAGCUGUUCUGUGUGGUUUUAGGCAGAUGGCUCAGGAAGUAACAUCUCUAUUGGUAGCAGACGGGGUUUCAACUUCGAAGAUAUUGAAGAAUUUCUGACAAAUAUCUUGGAGGGGUCGAGAUUAUAUAUUGAUGUUCAUUAGUAGAAGAUAUAAUAAUAGUAUUUGAUUCAUUUCCACAUGGGAGUGAUCGAUCUCAUAGUAAAAAUUAUGAGUUGCAAAUAAUCCUCAAAAAGUUUUGUAUUUAUUGCAGAUUCAACCUUUGAUUUUGGGGUUUUGCAUAAUGUAUAUGUCUCCUGAAUUGCUAGAUGCUAAUUAGGAUGGUGAGGUUCUUUCUAGUAUUUUUGUGA
Impatiens glandulifera is the source of this 1189-nucleotide messenger RNA. RefSeq names its product fruit protein pKIWI502-like. The record is from RefSeq and is a predicted model, not a curated record. The annotation marks the transcript as partial. The transcript is spliced from 5 exons. Lineage: Eukaryota; Viridiplantae; Streptophyta; Magnoliopsida; Ericales; Balsaminaceae. Gene Ontology annotation, molecular function: oxidoreductase activity.